This is a messenger RNA of Lotus japonicus, 520 nucleotides long. RefSeq lists its product as uncharacterized. The coding region runs from base 128 to 331 and encodes 67 amino acids. Lineage: Eukaryota; Viridiplantae; Streptophyta; Magnoliopsida; Fabales; Fabaceae. The record is from RefSeq and is a predicted model, not a curated record. The transcript has a single exon.
ACUCUGAUGGGUGGCUCUUUCAUAAAUCACAAUUCACACCCCUGCUGCUGCUACUGUUAAACUUGGUCUACCCAACACAAGCCAAACUUGAAGAAACAGAGCCAGCAAAAUCAUCAACAGCAAAAAAAUGUGGUUUGUGUAUGUGUGUGACGAGGGUGAGAAGGAACUUGGAAGGCAACAAGCACCAGGAUCAUGUCCUCACUGUGGAGGCAAAGUUGAAGCCAUGGAUGUUGAGAUCAGGUGGAGGUUCUGCUUCUUGCCCAUGUGCUUCAACAUCAAGAGGAAAUUCUUUUGUACCCUCUGUGCCAGGCGUUUAGAAUUAUUUUACUAGAUUCAUUCUGGACAUAUAUAAUCAUGCUAUAUAUGUUUCUCUUUUGUGGGGGGAUCAAUGUUUUCAUUUUAAGCUAAGCUUGUAUGUAAAUAGAAAUUAAAAGUGGGAGGGAUUUAAUUUAUUUUUGUUCUUGAUCGAGAGUUUUGGUGUCAAUGAAUUGGAAUUUCAUUUUGAUCUUUUCGUUUUUAA